Arachis duranensis is the source of this 779-nucleotide messenger RNA. RefSeq lists its product as uncharacterized. Lineage: Eukaryota; Viridiplantae; Streptophyta; Magnoliopsida; Fabales; Fabaceae. The coding region runs from base 191 to 640 and encodes 149 amino acids. The transcript is spliced from 2 exons. The record is from RefSeq and is a predicted model, not a curated record.
AACCUUGCGUUGAAUGCUGGUUCUUAGAUGCUCUUCUUCUUCUUCUCGAAGGUUGCUGGAGUUUGGAACGGCAACCACUUCCUUUUGUUCCUACAAAACUGUUUGGUGCUACCGCUGCGUAGGCCUUGAUCCUUGAACUAACCAUUUAUAUCAUACAAUCCUUAUUGUUAAAGAAGAAUAAGGGUUUACGAUGAAGAAGAGUGCUUUUGAGAAGAUGGUGAUGCAGAAGAACAAGAGCAAGGGAAGCCACGAGGAUCAGAAGAAGCAGCAGUGUAAGAGGUUGUUGGUGAGUAUCAACGUACUUGGGAGCGCAGGGCCAAUAAGGUUUGUGGCGAAUGAAAAGGACAGUGUUUCUGUGAUCAUUGAAACUGCUCUCAAGUCAUAUGCUCGUGAAGGCAGGCUUCCUCUUCUUGGUUUUGAUCCCACCGACUUCCUCCUUUAUAAUGCAUGCUUUGAUGCUCUGAAUCCAUUGGAAGCCAUAGGAUCUUAUGGGGUGAGGAACUUUGUGCUGUGCAAGAAGCAAGUGUGUUCAUCAAAGGCAGAACCGAACACAGAGCUGAUAUCUCAGAAAAGCAACAGUGGUAGUGGUUGGAAGGCAUGGUUCAACAAAUCAUUUGGAUUGAAAGUUUUAUCCCAUUGAAGAGAUAUAUCAAUUUGAGCUAUGAAGAAUGGUGUGGUGUUAAUCCAUUUGGUUGUUGAUGAUAAUGUCGAAGAUGACCGUGGGUUAAUCCAUGUUUGGAUUUUAGGAUUUUGUAUGUUUUUGUGUCUUUUUUGUUUAU